AUGUCCGCGACCACCGUCCGACGCCUCGCCGUCGCUUCCACGGUACGAACAUACGCCGUAGACGCCGUCGAUGAUCUCAGAGCCGCGCUGCGCCACUGCGUCGAGGUGGUUCGAGCGAGAGAUUACGAAACCUAUCUCUGCACUUUGGCUCUCCCUCGCGCGCUCGCCCCGGCCGCGUUCGCCAUCAGAGCGCUGAAUUGCGAGACAGGGUCCAUUGUGGGAUCGGCAUCUUCGAGCGACGCGGCGGUGGCGCGGCUGAUGUGGUGGAGCGACGCGUUGGUGGGCGACGACGAAGGACCGGGCGGGACGCCGGCGCAUCCAGUCGCGCGGGCGGUCGCGGCGACGCUCGGGCCGGAGCCGAGCGCGCGGGCGCGGACGUGGUUAAAGAGGAUGGUUGAGGCGAGGAUUCGAGACGCGAGGGAGGAUGGGCCACCGAGGGAGAUUAUUGAUUUGGAACGGUACGCGAGCGACGCACACGGGAGCGCGAUGACGCUCGCGUUGGACGCGUGCGGGAUCAGGAACACGGACGCGGAUCACGCGGCCAGUCAUCUCGGGAAGGCGAUUGGAUUGAGUGCAUUACUGCGCGGGACGACGGCGCACUCGCGUCAGAGGCGAUGUUACCUUCCGAUUGACGUCUGCGCGCGCCACGGCGUGAGCACGGAGAGCGUCUAUCGCAUGGAACCGAGCGAGGGCGUGCGAAGCGCGGCGCACGAGGUGGCGUGCGCGGCGAAGGCGCACUUAGACAGCGCUCGCGCGAUGACGGAACGAGUUCCGAAGGAGGCCAAGCCGUUCUUCUUACAAGCGGUGACGGUUGGACGGUACCUAGACGCGCUCGAGGCGCGAGACUUUGACGUCUUCGACGAAACCGUCGCCAAGGGCGGCGCGCCGCUCGCGACUCAGGGCGCGAUCGCGUGGCAUGCGUUUCGAGGGACGUAUUAG
Ostreococcus tauri is the source of this 939-nucleotide messenger RNA. Its product is annotated as Squalene/phytoene synthase. The record is from RefSeq and is a predicted model, not a curated record. The coding region runs from base 1 to 939 and encodes 312 amino acids. Gene Ontology annotation, cellular component: mitochondrion. NCBI's taxonomy places the organism in Eukaryota, Viridiplantae, Chlorophyta, Mamiellophyceae, Mamiellales, Bathycoccaceae. The transcript has a single exon. Gene Ontology annotation, biological process: biosynthetic process; mitochondrial respiratory chain complex I assembly.